Alternaria ventricosa is the source of this 2826-nucleotide messenger RNA. RefSeq lists its product as uncharacterized. The transcript has a single exon. Bases 1 to 2826 code for a protein of 941 amino acids. Lineage: Eukaryota; Fungi; Ascomycota; Dothideomycetes; Pleosporales; Pleosporaceae. The record is from RefSeq and is a predicted model, not a curated record.
AUGGCCGACCAGCUCACCCAGGUAGCCGCCUUGGUUACACCCACACUACACCGUCACCACAAGAGACGCCGCUCGACAUCGACUCCACCAGGUCAAGCUGCGCUCCGUCCUGGCGCCGGCCCAUCGAACGAUGAGAACCAUCCGCCAACUACUCCACACGCACAGCGCCACUCAGAAGACACCACUAUAUAUGAGCAGAACAGGAAAGCCCGUGGGGUGAAGCGCCAACGUAUCGCUGGCGAUUUCAAUCCCGUUCACAACCCUGGCUCCCACCUUCCAUCCGACCCGAAAGAAGUGCGAGCAAAGCCCACUUCAACCACGGACCCAUCAAGCAUCGAUCCCGUCUCAGGCGGAGAUCCUCCCCACAAAAAGAUCACCGCCCUCCCCGUCGACGAUACGCUAUCUCAACCCAAGCCCAUUAUCGACACCAUAAAGCAGACCCCCCUGACACCAGGUCGAGACCGCAAGAAGAAGUUCAAAGUCUGGGAAGACGAGCCGCAGCCGUCUCAGCCUAAAUAUCCAACACCCGCCGCCGCAAAGUUGCUGCAAGAAAUCACCGACACCGGAGCUCGACACAAAUGUCGCCGUAUACCGGGCUAUAAGCCUCAGUUCCGAGCGCAAGAGGCUGAUUACUAUUAUCAUCCUAAUCUCAAGGACUUUCACUUUCCACAGGGCGUCGUUGUAUCCACUGAGGAAGUUGUCAAGGACGCGGCUGAGCUUGACGCGCCCACUGGCGGAGCGACACAGAGUAGCAAGGAUGCUCAGCCAAAGGUUACACAGUCAUUGAAGCGGAAAGCCAAUGACGAUCUUCGAGAGAGUGGUGCAGAGAAGCUAAGGAAGCUUAAUGGCCAACAGCCUUUGCCGUGGAUGGUCCAUGGCAAGAUCCGACACGACCCAGUCCAAGACUUUGCGACUAAGUACUUUACUAUAUCCAUACCGUCGCCACCCUUCGAGCUUGUGGAAGAUGUGGUCAACACAGCAGAACCGGAUAAAUUCCAGAAAGAAAUCGAUGCAGCGCUCGAAAAGGUGGAAGCUCAACAACUGCCAUCACCGAGCUCCGAGCCCGUAUCCAAGGAGGUAUUGUCGUCUCCUAUAUACUACAUCCUGAACCCAUCUAGCAUAGACCAUGUACCGGGGAACGAUGAGCCAGCCCUGGAUGAACUAGAGUCAAGAUCUCUGGAUUUAGAUGCCAUCUUGAUGGGAAUGGCACCAGAGGUUGAAUCCCGCGCUCAUGAAGCAAAUGCAUUCGAAGGGUUCGGUACCUGCAAAACACCGCCACCACAAGACGAUAAGUCCUCCGCCGGCGAGGGUAAUGCAUUCGGAGGGUUCGGUACUUGCCAGCCACCGCCACAAAUUGUUGCUGCUGCAUCUCCCACGGUCGAGAAAGACGCAUUCAAAGGAUUCGGUACCUACAAACCACCGCCACCAGAAUGUGACAAAUUCCCCAUCGUCAAUAAAGAUGCAUGCGAGGGGUUUGGUAUCUACCAAACACCGCCACAAAUCGUUGCUGCUGCACCUCAGCUCGCUCCAAAGAUUGUGACCACAGUUCCCUCUCUGAUAGACAUGAACGAUCACGCCAUCAUCAAAACGGGCGUAGCCUACAGCGAAGGCUAUGACCCAGGAAACCCACAGAACUUCAAGCACUACCUCGCCCAGUUCACCGAUCGACCUGCGGUUCCGCGACCACGAGAGCGCGAGUAUCGCCCAAUGCCCGAGCUGUUGGAGAUCGAGACUCUGAACCAGCGAUUAGACUGGGUAGUCCCGAAUGGAGCAGAAGCGCCCGAACUCUUCCGGGAGAUGCCAGCACCACCACCCCACAUCGACUCAGAGUUAGCUCGUUGUGUUCGCUUCGCCCAGUCCGACGCGCAAAGACGCGUCAACUGGCGAGCACAUCCCACCCAUGUCGCGGAAAUCAUCCAGCGCACCAACUUCUACGGAAUGGAACUGCUGGUCAGCCGAAGCGAAAUGCUCAUCUCGUCUCCUCCAACGGCAGAUGAGUUUGAGCUUGCCAUGGCAACGCGGCUGGCGCAUAUAUCCUUCGGCAUGGACACGAAGGACUACAUUGCGGCCGAUGUGCCAGCUAUCAUAGAGUACUUCAGCAAGAAUCUUCCAUCAGCGAUAAGCGUCUUCCCAACAGAAGAGGAAGACUGCUUUCGCGCCUUCACGGACUAUUAUCGCGUGAUGUUCGAGGAGGACUAUCCACCACUGAAUGGUCUCGGCUUGCCAGAAUGGCAGGUCUUACUAGACGCGGAGGAGGGCAAGCCCUCACUCAAAGCACAGACCCUACAAGGCAUCGUCCAGUCCAUCAAAGGACUGGCUUCACAGCGUAUCAGCGAUGCAGACGGGACAAAGAUCCCCAAAUAUGAGGUUUCUCACGAGAAGCCUGAAACGGGAAACGAGCAUCUGAAGAACGCUCGCCUGGAACUUGACCAGGCCCUCGGCGUGGGCAAGGACGGCCUCGACGGAGACCCACAGUGGCCCGAUCAGCUGACCAACGCCGUUUUCCCGAGCGUGAUUCAGAGCGAGGAAAUGCAUUACGAUGCAAACUCAGCGACUUACUGGAACGACACCAAAGUUCCAGGAGAACAUCCCCAUCCUUUUGUAUCCGAAGCAAAUGCAAGGGUUGAAGAUAUGCACGGCGAGUACUACGACCCAGAGGGCUGGUUUCGCACCGAUCUGAAUGCAAUGGUGUCAUGGGGUUCUGGGCUGGAUGCCAUACCCUCAGGCUUUAGCGCAGCACCAGUGGACUAUGGCGCUAUGGAGCAAUACUUCAAUUCGUCGACAUUAGACGCGUUCAACGGCGCUGAACCGGAAACGCUGUUAUAA